Messenger RNA from Amoebophrya sp. A25, 665 nucleotides. Lineage: Eukaryota; Dinophyceae; Syndiniales; Amoebophryaceae. The record is from the annotation of a GenBank genome assembly.
UGGUUUUCCUUUUAGUUUUACACUUACUGUUUCGGCCCAUAUCUUCUCUCUCAAGAAUUGUAUCCCCACAGACAUCUUUUGAUUUGAGAACAACUACCAUGCUCCUGGUUGGUGCCGUCCGCUAGUACAAGAACGCUGGUUGUUAAUUUUAUUACUUCAAGAAAGAGGAACAAGGUCAAGGAGGUGAUAUUGAUUGAGAUCAUAAGAGGACUUGAGAAUUACAGAGACUCGUCGAAGUCGAGCCACCGAAUUCUUGAACUUGCGUUUCUUGAUCAGAUAAUUUCCAAAAUGAAAAGUUCUACUUCGCUGCAGUUUUAUUUCGCAAUUUGUUGCUUCCUUGUGACGACCACGGCUGCGAUUCAACUCAAGGCAGGCGUUGGAAAUGUCGGAGAGCGUCUAAUAAAUGCAGAACAGGAAGAAACACGUGUGACCACGGCGGCGGGCCGAAAUCCUGGCGAAAAGGGGAGGUCGUCGUCAGAACUAGGGAGAAGUCCUUUACUACAACACGGAAAUGAAGGCAGUCCCAGUCGAAACGCCGGAGAUGAUCCUCAAACGGUCCACCCCGAGGAACAACCUCCACAGACGUCGGCUUGUGAGUCCGUUUUUGCGCAGCCUGGGCUUAUGAGGAUUGCGCAAGAUCAUUUGUGGGGUGCACGGCCUGGUCA